AUGCUAUCUGUAGUAGCAAUCCCAAAGAUAUGUAUUGCAAGUUCUACGAGAAGGUGCCUCUCGCACACUGCGAAAAAACUAUAUGCAGAAGAAUAUAAACCGACAGCUAUGUCCUCCAAUGCACCUUCACUGACAAAAGACCAGGCCAAGAAGAGAGAGUUGAAAAGAUUAGCACAACGAAAGGCCGAAGCAAAGAGGCCUGCAGCGACAAACCCAUUGUACAUGCCCGUUACUAUGGCACUAAGAUAUCUGCGUGCAGCAGAAGUGGGUAGACCGCAAUCUCAACAAACUAUUAAUUUGACUACACUGGUAGUGGGCGAAAGGGGUACAGCACCUUUGUCUGGCAGUGUCACGUUUCCUAAACCUUUAAGAUAUAUUAAAGUUGCUGCCUUCACUAACGAUGAGAAUAAGUUGGAGGAGCUUCGCAAGAAGUACCCAAAUCAUUUGAUUGGUGGAGCAGAUCUUGUCGCCAGAAUUAAAAGUGGUGAGAUUCCUGUUGAUUUUGACAAGGCUUUUGCUACACCAGAUAUUGUUCCAACUUUACAAUCACAGGUUGCCAGGAUACUUGGUCCUCGUGGGGUUCUACCUUCCCUAAAGAAAGGUACUGUGAGUGAUGAUAUAAACUCCCUCUUGGAGGAAAGUUUAGGCUCUAUGCCUUUUAGACAAAGGGGGAACUCCAUCAGUCUUGGGGUUGGAAAAUGUUAUUUCUCUGAUCGAGAAAUAUUGCAAAAUAUUAUAUCCGCAAGGUCAGCAUUUAAAGCAGCUGUUAAUAACCAAAAAUCAAAGAAACCUAAUUUAUUGAGUAAAACCACAUUAUCAAGUACACACGGUCCAGGUAUUGUAAUUGAUUUCGCCUAG
This is a messenger RNA of Saccharomyces mikatae IFO 1815, 858 nucleotides long. It is a transcript of the gene MRPL1, whose product is annotated as mitochondrial 54S ribosomal protein uL1m. The transcript has a single exon. Gene Ontology annotation, molecular function: structural constituent of ribosome; RNA binding. NCBI's taxonomy places the organism in Eukaryota, Fungi, Ascomycota, Saccharomycetes, Saccharomycetales, Saccharomycetaceae. Gene Ontology annotation, cellular component: mitochondrion; large ribosomal subunit. The record is from RefSeq and is a predicted model, not a curated record. Bases 1 to 858 code for a protein of 285 amino acids. Gene Ontology annotation, biological process: translation.